Messenger RNA from Orbilia oligospora ATCC 24927, 1731 nucleotides. RefSeq lists its product as uncharacterized. NCBI's taxonomy places the organism in Eukaryota, Fungi, Ascomycota, Orbiliomycetes, Orbiliales, Orbiliaceae. Gene Ontology annotation, biological process: sulfur amino acid metabolic process. The record is from RefSeq and is a predicted model, not a curated record. The coding region runs from base 1 to 1731 and encodes 576 amino acids. Gene Ontology annotation, cellular component: cytoplasm. The transcript has 8 exons. Gene Ontology annotation, molecular function: adenylylsulfate kinase activity; ATP binding; sulfate adenylyltransferase (ATP) activity.
AUGUCUUCAGCAACUAUCGAGCCCCACGGCGGGGUACUCAAAGAUUUGCUUGCUCGUGAUGCGCCCAGAAGAGCAGAGCUCGCAAAGGAGGCGGAAUCUCUGCCCCAGCUGCAUCUUACUGAGAGACAGCUUUGCGAUCUUGAAUUAAUCCUCAAUGGUGGAUUUUCGCCGUUGGAAGGUUUCAUGAACCAAAAGGACUAUGAGGGUGUCGUCAAUAACCUUCGCCUCGUCGACGGAAACCUCUUCUCUAUCCCCAUUACCCUCGAUGUCUCCCAGGAAACAAUCGAUAAAUACUCUAUCAAGCCUGGUGCAAGAAUAGCCCUCGUGGACUUCAGAGAUGACCGCAAUCUCGCCAUUAUCACCGUUGAUGAUGUCUACAAGCCAAACAAGGACUUGGAAGCUAAGGAAGUUUUUGGGGGAGACCCAGAACACCCUGCUAUCAAGUAUUUACACAAUACCGCCAACGAAUUCUACGUCGGUGGUAAGCUUGAUGCUAUUAACAAGCUAAACCACUAUGACUAUGUCGACCUACGCUAUACCCCAGCCGAGCUAAGAGCUCACUUCGAGAAACUUGGUUGGUCCAGAAUUGUCGCCUUCCAAACUAGAAACCCCAUGCACCGUGCCCACCGAGAGCUUACUGUCAGAGCAGCUCGUGCAAGACACGCCAAUGUUCUUAUCCAUCCAGUUGUUGGCCUUACCAAGCCAGGUGACAUUGAUCACUUCACCCGUGUGAGAGUAUACCAGGCUCUGCUGCCACGAUAUCCAAAUGGCAUGGCUGUCCUUGGUCUGUUGGGUCUUGCCAUGAGAAUGGGUGGCCCAAGAGAAGCUAUUUGGCAUGCUAUUAUUCGAAGAAAUCAUGGUGCUACACAUUUCAUUGUUGGACGUGAUCACGCUGGCCCCGGAAAGAACUCUGCUGGUGUUGAGUUCUAUGGACCAUAUGACGCCCAGCAUGCGGUUGAAAAGUACAAGGAAGAGCUAGGAAUUGAAGUCGUUCCUUUCCAGAUGAUGACUUAUCUCCCGGAUACCGACGAGUACAAGCCCGUCGAUGAAGUCCCAGCUGGUACUAAGACCUUGGAUAUUUCCGGAACUGAACUCCGCCGCCGUCUCCGCAAUGGCACCCACAUCCCAGAAUGGUUCUCAUACCCAGAGGUUGUCAGGGUUCUUCGAGAAUCCCACCCACCUCGCUCUAGCCAAGGUUUCACCGUCUUCUUGACCGGUUAUCAAAACUCUGGUAAAGACGCUAUUGCCCGUGCCCUCCAGGUCACACUAAACCAGCAAGGAGGUCGUUCUGUUACAUUACUCCUCGGUGAAACAGUUCGUAGCGAGCUUUCCGCCGAACUCGGUUUCUCGCGGGAGGACAGACAUAAGAACAUUCAGCGUAUUGCCUUUGUUGCCGCUGAACUUACCCGCGCUGGUGCUUCCGUUAUUGCUGCUCCAAUUGCACCUUUCGAUGGCAGCCGUCGUCAGGCGAAGGAGACUGUCAGCCAAUAUGGAAGUUUCUACCUCGUUCACGUUGCCACACCAUUGGAAUACUGCGAGGCUACGGAUAAGAAGGGAACAUACAAGGCUGCUAGGGAAGGUAGAAUAAAGGGCUUCACUGGUGUCGAUGAUCCAUACGAGGCACCUGAGAAUGCAGACUUGGUGGUGGAUGUAAGUAAGCAGGAUGUUAGAAGUAUUGUGCACCAAAUUGUUCUGCUACUGGAAAGCGAGGGUUUGCUGGAUGCGGUGUAA